AUGGAGAACGCCGACGCAGACCAGACUCCCUUUGCGGCUGUCACAAGCCAGACCUCCAAGCUCCAAAGGCAAUACCAAACCUAUCUCGACAAGUCCACGCCCUUCGUCCUCUACCGAUGGAUCGGCACUGGCGUCUUCCUCGCCGUCUUCUUCCUUCGCGUGUUCCUGGCGCAAGGCUGGUAUAUCGUGGCCUAUGCGCUGGGCAUCUACCUGCUCAACUUGUUCCUCGCCUUCCUCCAACCAAAGUUCGACCCCUCGGUCGAGGCCCUCGAUAGCUCAAUGGACAUGGAGGACGGCUCGGCCGGAGGACUGCCGACGAAGCAGGACGAGGAGUUCCGGCCCUUCAUCCGCCGGCUGCCCGAGUUCAAGUUCUGGCACGCCGCCACCAGGGCCAUCACCAUCGCCUUCGUCUGCACUUGGUUCGUCGUCUUCGACGUGCCCGUCUUCUGGCCCGUCCUCGUCAUGUACUGGAUCAUCCUGUUCGUCCUUACCAUGAGGAAGCAGAUCCAGCACAUGAUCAAGUACAAGUACGUCCCCUUCUCUUUCGGAAAGGCCAAGUACGGCAAGGCCAGCACCUCGUAA
Molecule: messenger RNA, 582 nt
Organism: Neoarthrinium moseri
Lineage: Eukaryota; Fungi; Ascomycota; Sordariomycetes; Amphisphaeriales; Apiosporaceae
Exons: 4
Coding region: 1-582 (193 amino acids)
Biological process (GO): retrograde vesicle-mediated transport, Golgi to endoplasmic reticulum; protein retention in ER lumen
Cellular component (GO): Golgi membrane
Source: RefSeq, a predicted model, not a curated record